Messenger RNA from Ostreococcus lucimarinus CCE9901, 183 nucleotides. RefSeq lists its product with no specific name. The record is from RefSeq and is a predicted model, not a curated record. Lineage: Eukaryota; Viridiplantae; Chlorophyta; Mamiellophyceae; Mamiellales; Bathycoccaceae. The transcript has a single exon. Bases 1 to 183 code for a protein of 60 amino acids.
AUGAAGCAGCGCGAGGCGUUUCGACGGUCGAACGCGAAGACGCACAAGGAGAACGAACGAAGGAACGCGAUCGAGAGGCAGGAGAAACGAUUGGCGCGGUGGCGAGCGGGGGUGGCGAUGAAACGGGAGUACGAGAUGAAGUACGGGGGAGGGCUCGGCGAGACGACGGCGCGAGGCGAAUGA